UGUUUUUUUUUUUUAACAGCGGGAAACAGUUUUAAUUAAAUUUAAUUUAGAGCUAGUCUAAGAUCCCUAUCUUAAUCUACGUGGCCAUGCUUUCAAAUUUUAAUUAAAAAUUGCAAAAGCUAGAUCUAGAGUCUUAGAGAAUCUAGAUAGUUGAAUUGGUGUUGAGUUUAAAUAAUAGACUAAAUUGUCUAAAUAGAUCUAGAUCUAGAUCGAGUUAAAUAAUAAAUUUUUAAAUUAUAAUAAUAAAAUAAAUAAAUUAUUAAUUUAUAGUUAUAGAUCUAGAUCUAUUGUCUAUAAAUUAUAUUAUCAUUAAUAAGCUCAGUCUAGUCUAGUUAAUCUAGAUUGUAAUUGUAGGUCUAGUUCUAGUUGAUAGUUGUGUUCUAUCAUAAUGUAGUCAUAGAUGAGUCUAUACUUAAUACUUAUCAAUCUUAGUCUAGUCAGUGUGAGUGUAUUGUCAUAGUGUCGUCAUAGUGAUAGUCUAUUCUAUAGUCGUGACUAUAAGUACUAACUAGAGACUGAGUCUAGUCUAGAAAAUCUACUCAAACUCAAAACUAUGACAGGUCCACCUACAAAACGCAGCAGUUAUUUAGAAUGGGAAGAGUAUUUCAUGGCUAUUGCAUUUCUAAGUGCACAAAGGAGCAAGGACCCUAGAACACAGGUAGGAGCCUGCAUUGUCAACCAAGAUAAGAAGAUUAUUGGUAUUGGCUACAAUGGUAUGCCUAAUGGAUGUAGUGAUGACAAAAUGCCCUGGAACAAAGCAGAGAAUGAUAACGAAGAAAGUUGGUUGCAAAGCAAAACACCUUAUGUUUGUCAUGCAGAACUAAAUGCUGUCCUCAAUAAAAAUCUGGCAGAUAUCAAAGGCUGUAUAAUUUAUGUAGCUUUGUUCCCAUGCAAUAUGUGUGCUCAAAUCAUCAUCCAGUCUGGCAUAUCAGAAGUCAUUUAUUACUCUGAUAAGUAUCAUAAUCAAGCCAAGUUCAAGGCCUCCAGACAUUUGCUAGAUACUGCUGGGGUGAAGUACAGGCAAUUCAGACCUCGUCAAAAACAAAUAGUUAUAGAUUUUAAUUGCAUUGAAGAGUUACCAACUAUGUCUGAAAUUGGUAACUCAUCAUCCAGUAGAAACGUAAAUGACACCACCGAGGAAGUUAUCCACAGAAAUGUUACUGAUGAUAGAAAAGAAGCAUUUAGUGCCAGUAACGGAAAACCAACUUAUAACCUAAAUCAGAACCUAAACAGCAACAGUAAAAGUGAAUGUGAUGGCAUGGCCAUCAACAACAACAACAAGGGAGUUUCUCAAGCUUUCAGUCUUGAUGACCACGUACAGCAUCAACAGAUUCACCAAGUUGACGAUGGGCCAGUACAGAUCAUGCCCGUGCCUACUUCCCCAGAAGUGAGAGAUGAGUAUCUGGAAUACAAAUUUGCGGUGGUUUCUACAUUUGUUAUAUUAUUUGUGGCUUUCUUUAGCUGGUAUUUAUCUCAUUGUAAGUUAAUCAUAAGUAGCGUAUAACUACUUUUGGGAAAUAAGUAGUGUGAAAUCACAGCUGGAUCACGAGUGCACCGCCAUGGCAUCGGAAUUAAAUAAUGGUGCUAAACAUUGGGUUUAGCACUUUCAUACUAUCAUAGGUUAAAAAGAUUGAAUGGUCUACCAAAAUUUUUAAAGCCAAAAUAAAAAUUACAUUUCAAUUUAUUUGGUGUAAAGAUUUUCUUAGCGUCUGCCAUUGGACAUUUCAUAAGUGUUGGUGCAAGCAGCUAGUGCAAUUUAAAAGGGGAUGAAUAAACUUAAUAAUUUUUACUUUGAAAAUGGGGUUCUAAAGUGUGUGUGUGUGUGUUAUAUGUAAAAGGCUGAGGGGGCUUAUUUAUUGGUAUGAAAGUUUUUAGAUUUUUAAAAUAGGGUAUUCAUAUAUUUUGUUAAUAAAAUUGUUUUAAUUCUAAAAUGUUUUAUGAGUAAUAAUUAUGCAGAAUCUUUUUUUUUAGUUUAGCUGCCUGAUCAUGUAAUUUUUUUAAAGGUUUGUUAAACAUUUGUCCCAAUGUUUGUUUCUCUACGCAUUUAAAAUUUUAACCUCAUUGUCAUGUAAAUAUUUUACUUUAAUUACAGAUUGAGUCCAUAAUCUUUUCUGGGCAUUUCUUUUUAUUGCUUAUUUUCCUUAUUGAUUCUAAUGAAAUUUACAAAUGGAAAUUAUGAUAUUUUGUGCAUAUUUCGGUAUAUGUUCAUGCUCUGCAAACCUAUUGUGGAGCUAACAAUCUUUUGUUCCAAAAACACAGAAUAAAUGAACUGCAAAUCCUAA
Molecule: messenger RNA, 2282 nt
Organism: Biomphalaria glabrata
Lineage: Eukaryota; Metazoa; Mollusca; Gastropoda; Planorbidae
Product: deoxycytidylate deaminase-like
Exons: 5
Coding region: 554-1504 (316 amino acids)
Biological process (GO): dTMP biosynthetic process; dUMP biosynthetic process
Cellular component (GO): cytoplasm
Molecular function (GO): zinc ion binding; dCMP deaminase activity
Source: RefSeq, a predicted model, not a curated record